This is a messenger RNA of Anopheles bellator, 3147 nucleotides long. RefSeq names its product cAMP-dependent protein kinase catalytic subunit PRKX (gene Pka-C3). The record is from RefSeq and is a predicted model, not a curated record. Gene Ontology annotation, biological process: protein phosphorylation. Bases 787 to 2472 code for a protein of 561 amino acids. Gene Ontology annotation, molecular function: ATP binding; protein serine/threonine kinase activity. NCBI's taxonomy places the organism in Eukaryota, Metazoa, Arthropoda, Insecta, Diptera, Culicidae. The transcript has 8 exons.
UUUACGGCACGCGAAAGUUUCGAAGCAGAAAAGUGAUUGUUUAAAGAAAGUGGUAAAAAGCACGCCCGAGUGGUCGUAACAGUGUUUACUUUGAUUUGAAAUCGAUCAGCCGCGCGCGCGAUUGAGAUCUUGACCGCGAGGCGGGCGAGCUGCGAAAGUGCCGGUUCCGGACCUUUUUUUUUUGGGAUCACUUUCUAUUGUGUGUGCGCCACCCCUCGCCGUGAGUAAACAGCAUCUUUAGAGCGAUCCAAAUUGAACGGUAAACUUACGCGCACCCUCAUCGUACAAAAACAAGGGAACCAAGGCAAUUUCGGCCCAAGUGAUAAGCCCGCAGCAGAGGUUAAGCCCAAAUUUUAAUCCACGAAAGGAGUAAGCGCCAUUUCCGCGGCCAGAGUCGAGGUGUUUGAUUGAGCCGGCGCUGGGCCGAAGUGAAACCGAAACCGUGUAUCGGCCAAAUUCGUCUCAAGUGUUACCGCGUGAAGCACGGUGAAAAGCGGAAAAUAGAAGCAUCGAUUGCUUAAGAUUUCUCCCACGGCCAGAAGAGCGCCCCGAGAGCGAACGGUAAUGUCGUUGCAAUCCUAAAACCGACGCGACAGAUUGACGGGGACGGGACAGAUACCAGGGUGAGGGUCCUAGUCCCGCCACCGCCGCCCACACUGAUAUAUUUUGAACGAAGCGCGACAACAGAAAGUGACACGGGGUGACACAUCGUCGCCAACCCGCGUGCGUGGUGAUUUGUGAACGUAUCAAUCUGUCCCACACAGCGUGGUCCAGAUUACGGGCAAAAUGUCCUCGUCCCCGCGGCUCACCGGUUAUACGCUGCGGCCCUCCGAGACCUCCACCACGGUGUCGAUCACCCUGAACAGCUGCGGGACCGGUAUCAAGAAGCUGAGCAUCAACGACAGCAUCAAGUCCGCCGGAAGCACGAACUCGGGCGGUGAGUCGACCGAUCCGCUCGAGUCCGACUUCAGUGGCGAAGAAGAGGAGGAAGGGGAGGAAGAGGAAGAAGUGGAAGAGGUGGACGAGGAGGAGGACGACGAAGAGGAAGAGGACAGCAGUCGGCAGGAUCACCGGAAGGGUACCGAAAGUGUGCCGUUUAGAUUGGGAACAAAGCCGGCCAAGGACACCGUGCCGCAGCAGGAGGACGAGGGCGAAGAGGACGAGGACAGUUCGGAUAACGAACCAGCCAAGUCCGGUUCGCCCGGCCAACUAAGCACACACCGGAAACAGAAGUCUCUGUCUUCGGCCGAAGAGGACGAAGGGGAGGAGGAGGAGGGCGAGGACGAGGACGAAGAGGAGCCCCACCUCACCCACCAGCAACAGCAGCGGAAUGUCCUCGCCAAUCGCCAGCGACUCCGGCGUUCCGACGAUGCUGACGAUGACGAUGGUGUUGAUAUUCGGCGUGGCGGCGAUAGCGAUGACGACGGUGGCGAUCUAUCUGAUAAGAAUAAUAAUGUCGGCGCAGCUGUUCGCCGCAAACAACCGCAGGACUAUGCUCUGGAUGAUUUUCAAAUACUGAAAACGAUCGGAACUGGCACCUUCGGACGAGUGUGUCUUUGUCGGGACAAGAUCACGGACAAACACUGGGCCAUGAAGAUCCUGGCAAUGGCCGACGUGAUCCGACUGAAGCAGAUCGAGCAUGUGAAGAACGAGAAAAACAUUCUGCGAGAAAUUGACCACCCGUUCGUAGUCAACAUGCGGUGGAACACCAAAGAUGACUGCUGCCUCUACAUGCUGUUUGAGUACGUGAGCGGUGGCGAACUGUUCUCGUACCUCCGCAACGCGGGCCGCUUCGAUGGGGCCACGGCCAAUUUUUACGCCUGCGAGAUCGUCCUUGCCCUGGAGUACCUGCACUCGCUGUCGAUUGUGUACCGGGACCUGAAGCCGGAAAACCUGCUGCUCGACCGUGACGGCCACCUGAAGAUCACCGAUUUCGGUUUCGCCAAGAAGCUGAAGGAUCGCACCUGGACGCUCUGCGGCACGCCCGAAUACCUGGCGCCGGAAAUCAUUCAAUCCAAGGGCCACAACAAGGCCGUCGACUGGUGGGCUCUCGGCGUACUCAUCUACGAGAUGGUCGUUGGCUACCCACCGUUCUACGACGAUAAUCCGUUUGGAAUAUAUGAGAAAAUUCUUAGCGGCAAAAUCGAGUGGUCCCGUCACACGGAUCCCAUCGCGAAGGAUCUCGUCAAAAAGCUGCUCGUGCUGGACCGUACCAAGCGUUUGGGUAAUAUGAAGGUAUUUUACUGUCGUCCCCCCUUGCAGAACGGAGCAGAGGACGUGAAAAGACAUCGGUGGUUCAAGCACCUGGACUGGAACGUCGUGAUACGAAAGCAGCUCAAGCCACCGAUAGUUCCUAAGUUUGCAGCCGAAGGCGAUGGCGAUACGAGCAACUUCGAUGACUACCCCGAAACGGACUGGAAGUCGGCCCGGUCGUUGGACAAACUGGAGAUGCAGCUGUUUGAAGACUUUUGAGCGAACCGGACGCGGAAAGUGGCGGGGCGAGUGGUGGUGUACAGAACCGGAAGCAGCUCUUCAGCGGAGAAUGGUGUACAGAGACCGAUCUAACCUCCGUCUGCUUUAAAUGCUACCGAACAGCGGAGGCUGCGAACGGUGGCCGCUAGGGUUAGUGUAUAGGGACGAUGCUCGUUCAAUGGUUUCCGUUGCUGCAUUUCGGUGGGCAAGGAACGGAAGCGUAGUCGAUAUGGAACAUAGUGCACCUAGGAAUAAGACACAUAUCGCUUUUCUGGAAAAUGUGCAACCGACGUAAGACGAUUAUGGUUUAAAUCCUUUUCUCUCGUCCCCAAUGUUUACUGUGAUAGGAAAAUGCACACACGUCAUAGCAUCGCUAGGUGCUACUACGAUAGGUUUUAACCCGCAGAAACCCGUGAAAUGGUUACUAAGAGACCGAGAAGGCAGCCAUCAUCUGUUAGAUCUAGUAUAUUUCAGCCCCUUCAGCUUUGAACUCAAGAAAGGAGCAUAAAAGGACGUUAGUGAUAGGAAAAUGAACACGAUGACGCUACUCAAAGAAUAUGGCCAUAGGAUACGCAGAAAGAGGCACGGAACAUGGAGUUUUGUUCGAGUCCCGCACACACAUAAUUUAGCUAGUACUGUUGUUCUCUGGCCACCUGUAAAAAUAUAUGUACGAUA